Molecule: messenger RNA, 2040 nt
Organism: Asparagus officinalis (garden asparagus)
Lineage: Eukaryota; Viridiplantae; Streptophyta; Magnoliopsida; Asparagales; Asparagaceae
Product: serine/threonine-protein kinase STN7, chloroplastic
Exons: 10
Coding region: 165-1850 (561 amino acids)
Biological process (GO): protein phosphorylation
Molecular function (GO): ATP binding; protein kinase activity
Source: RefSeq, a predicted model, not a curated record
UUUCACAAAACCCCAAAAAACCACAAAACAAAAUGCAAAAAUUAAAAAUGAGAAGCUCCCAACAAAAACAAACACAAGCAACGGAUAAUUCAUCCUAAUAACUAACAAAAAUCGAACCCCAUUAGUUUAAUGAUCCCAUUAUUUCCCCUGAAUCCUCAACAUUGAUGGCCGCUGCAGCUCCAAGCAGCAACCUAAUGGGCCUAUCGGCCCUCUCAUUCCCUUUCCUCACCUCCGACCAACCCCUCUCAAAGCCCAGCCCGAAACUCCACCGGCCCAUUAGGCGGCCCAUAACGAUCACACCAAAAGCCUCUAUCAUCUCCGACCUCGUCCUCGGCGUCGGCGUCGGCCUCCCCUGCACUGUAAUGGAGUGCGGCGACAUCAUCUACCGCAGCACUCUCCCGCGCUCCGACGCCCUAACCCUAACCGCCCCCGGCGCCGCCCUCGCCCUCGGCGCCGCGUCCUACCUCUGGGCAACCCCCGGCGUCGCCCCUGGAUUCUUCGAUAUGUUUGUUCUUGCUUUCAUUGAACGACUAUUUCGGCCUACCUAUCGUAAGGAUGAUAUUCAAAUUGGGAAGAAGCUCGGCGAGGGGGCUUUUGGAGUCGUGUACAAAGUUUCUUCUGCCAAGAACAACCCUAAACAGGGGGAUUUGAUCUUGAAGAAGGCCACAGAAUACGGGGCGGUGGAGAUUUGGAUGAAUGAGAGAGUUCGGAGGGCGUGUGCGAGUAGCUGUGCGGAUUUUGUUUAUGGGUUUCUUGAGAGCUCUUCGAAAGGGAAAGAAGCAGGGGAGUAUUGGCUCAUUUGGAGGUUCGAGGGGGAGGAGACGCUUUCGGAUCUCAUGCUUAGCAAGGAGUUCCCUUACAAUGUAGAGACAAAAAUUCUUGGAGAGGUUCAAGACUUGCCAAAGGGUCUGGAAAGGGAAAACAAGAUCAUCCAAACAAUCAUGAGACAACUUCUAUUUGCUCUGGAUGGCCUUCACUCUACCGGGAUCGUUCAUAGAGACAUCAAACCCCAAAACAUAAUAUUUUCUGAAGGUGAUCGUACUUUCAAAAUCAUUGAUCUUGGAGCUGCAGCAGAUUUGAGAGUGGGCAUUAACUACGUUCCAAAAGAGUUUCUCUUGGACCCUAGGUAUGCUGCUCCUGAGCAAUAUAUCAUGAGUACACAAACCCCAUCUGCACCCUCUGCUCCUGUAGCAACUGCAUUGUCUCCUGUCCUCUGGCAGUUGAAUUUGCCAGAUAGAUUUGACAUCUACAGUAUCGGACUCAUAUUCUUACAAAUGGCAUUUCCAUCAUUAAGAACCGAUAGUGGUCUCAUUCAAUUCAACCGUCAGUUAAAAAGAUGUGGAUAUGAUAUGAUUACAUGGAGGAAGACAGUCGAACCUCGAGCUACUCUAGAUCUCCGAAAGGGCUUUGAGUUGUUAGAUUUAGAUGGAGGGAUUGGUUGGGAGCUUCUAAUUUCGAUGGUCCGAUACAAGGCUCGGCAAAGGACAAGUGCAAAAGCUGCACUUGCACAUCCCUACUUCAACAGGGAAGGUUUACUAGGCCUCUCUGUCAUGCAAAAUUUGAGGCUUCAGCUGUUUCGUGCUACUCAAAAGGAUUACAGUGAAGCUGCCAACUGGGUCAUUGGGCUUAUGGCGAGAUCAGGGACUAAGAAGGAAGGAGGGUUCACUGAAGCCCAACUUCAAGAAUUACGGGAAAUACAGCCGAGAAAGGGAAACGUGAAAAGGAACGCUCUUGCAUCUGCCCUUCGUCUCCAGAGGAAGAUUAUAAGAACGCUGAAUGAGAGCAUGGACGAGCUUAACAGACAGAGGAAGAGUUUAUGGUGGAGUAGGUGGAUCCCCAGGCAGGAGUGAUUAUGGGCUCUUUGCUUUCUAUGCUGUAAAUUUCUGUGCAGUAAAUAUUGUACACUUCGGUGGUAAUAGUUUGAAAGUUGUGAACAUUUUAAAGAUGUGAAAGAAUGUAUACUGUAAGAAGCUGUUAAGGAUGGCUAUAGUCUGGCUUCAGCUUCACAUUGUGCACUACAAGAAGGCAUGCUUUUAAUUA